Plasmodium gonderi is the source of this 1530-nucleotide messenger RNA. RefSeq names its product golgi re-assembly stacking protein. The record is from RefSeq and is a predicted model, not a curated record. Gene Ontology annotation, biological process: Golgi organization. The transcript has 2 exons. Gene Ontology annotation, molecular function: protein binding. Lineage: Eukaryota; Apicomplexa; Aconoidasida; Haemosporida; Plasmodiidae. Gene Ontology annotation, cellular component: Golgi apparatus. Bases 1 to 1530 code for a protein of 509 amino acids.
AUGGGAGCCGGACAAGCCAAAGGAGCUAGCAGAGGCUACCGAAUCGUUCGUAUUUGCCCCGAUGGCCCUGCUUCCAAAUGUGAAGUGGAGAUAUUCUUCGACUAUAUUGUCCAAAUUGAAGAAAUAAAGCUGGUAGAUGCAACGAGAAAAACGUAUGAUAUAUUCAUGCAGAAGGUAAAGGAAAAGGAAGAUAAGGUAUUACGUCUAGUAGUGUAUAAUUGCAGAUAUGAUAUAUUGAAAGAGGUACAUAUAAAGCCAAGGAAAUGGAAGGGAAAUGGACUUUUAGGUAUGAAUAUAAGUUAUGAAUUGAUAAAUGCAAUGAAUGAGGGUAUUCAAAUUUUAAAAAUAGAUGAUAAAUAUUCAGAAAUUAAAAGAAGAUUAAUAGAAAAAGAUGAUUUUAUUAUUGGACAUGAAGAUAACAUAUUGAGAAAUUACGAAGAAUUAAUGAAUUUCAUUGAAUAUAAUUUCUUCAUUCAGAAUAAUGAAAAGAAAAAAAAUAAACCACUUCAAUCCAUUUUUUAUGUAUACAAUGUGAAAAGUGAAAAUAUAAGAAAGGUAAAUAUACAACUAGAUGUAACAUGGGCAAGACAUGGAUUACUAGGUUGCCAUGUUUCAACUAGACAUACAGAUAAAAUCCCUCUUUCUCUUUCAAAAAAAAAAGAAGUAUUAAAUAGAAGUAGUGAAUGUGAGGAAUCUAUUUCCCUUCAAGAGGAAUGUCAAAAUAUAGAACCCAAUCUACCCAUGCAUAUCACCACCUUGCCAUUGAAAAAAGAUGUAAUAAACAAUGAGAAGACACAUUUCAGUGUAGAUACAACACAGUUAGCAUGUCAGAGGGAGAAAAGAAGUAGUACUACUACUACUACUGCUACUGCUACUACUGCUACUACUGCUACUACUGCUACUACUGCUACCUUUGAAAGGAAUGAAAUGAGUGAACGAAGUCCUGAAGUCGCUGAUUAUAGAAGACUGAACACUCACUAUUUUAGAGAGGGGAGUGUCAGAAGCAAUGUUGACCCGAUAGUUAGUGCACCUGAUCCAGUAGCUAGCCAUCCCUGUGAUAGUCAUGUUGACAAGGAAAUGUGGAAUAAUGAAAAGAGUUACAUUUUAAGUUCUACGAUAGAAGUAGAGGCAAGAAGGAAUUCAGAAGGUUCUCUUUCUAACUCGUCUGUCGAGUCUAAGAAGAAGCACAGUAAUCAAAAAUGGAACAUCACGAGAAUGUCACAAGAGUGGGAACCACCUCAAAAGCCCAUGCCAAAUGAAUCAUCCCCAAUUCACAUCUGUGAAAAUUCGAAUGGUUGGUGGUCCAGGUCAGGUGAAAAAUAUGCCGAAUACGUGAAAAACAUGAAAACUUAUAGCAAAGAAAUGAUAGAAAUAUACGAAUGCAUGAAUGAAAAUAAUAAAAUUUUGAAUGAGAUAAAAUUAAGAUGGAUGCAAAGCAUGUGUCCUUCGAAUGUUAAGUUAUCUACAGAAAAAUAUGACUACUCUGAUGGUCAGGAGAAUGUAGCUAUCGAGGGAAAAAACUUAUACUAG